GAACGAAAAAGUAAAAACUCCCUAGUCCUUAGUCCUUCCGGCAUAAAGAAAUUGGGCACAGAAGAGAGAGAACAAAAUUGCCACAUUGCAUCGAAACCCUCUCUCUCUCUCUCUCUCUCACAAGUUUCCAACCAUUCCGAAUGUGAACAGUUGUUGUUGAAGGGUAGUGUGUAGUGUUUGCUUUUCUUUUUCAAGCUGCAAGAUGAAUGAUGGUAGACAAAUGGGGGUGCAUUACGUAGAUGCUGGUUUUCCUUAUGCCGUUAAUGAGAACUUCGUGGAUUUCUUUCAAGGCUUCACGCAGGUGCCGGUGAAUUAUGCCUUUGCUGGCUCAAUGCCUAAUCAGGAGAGUGUCUAUUGGUCAAUGAACAUGAAUCCCUAUAAAUUUGGAUUGUCUGGGCCUGGGAGUACAUCCUAUUAUAGUUCUUAUGAGGUAAAUGGUCAUUUGCCAAGAAUGGAGAUUGACAGGGUUGAGUUUGAGUGGGAAUACCCUUCAACAAUGACCACUGUGGAACCAGCUACAACUAAUUCUCCACCUAGAAGAGAUGGAGUCACGAGCAUGCAAACUAUCCCUGAAGAAUACAGUCCAAAUCAUGCAAACCUUUUAAGCAGUCCGAAUCAUCAGGAAUCUAAUAGUAGCCAGGUCAUAUGGCAAGACAACAUUGACCCUGAUAAUAUGACUUAUGAGGAACUUCUGGACCUGGGGGAAGCAGUUGGGACUCAAAGCCGAGGUCUUUCCCAAGAACUCAUUGAUAUGCUUCCAACCUCAAAGUACAAAUUUGGUAGCUUAUUCAAAAGAAAAAAUUUUGGGAAAAGGUGCGUAAUCUGUCAGAUGACAUAUAGAAGAGGUGAUCAGCAAAUAAAAUUGCCUUGCAGCCAUGUCUAUCAUGGUGAGUGCAUUACCAAGUGGCUUGGCAUUAACAAGAAAUGUCCUGUUUGCAACAUUGAGGUUUUUGGUGAGGAAUCAUCGCAUUAGCGUCAGGAUGGCAUAAAGGAACUUUCUUGCUCUACCAAUUUUUGCUCCUCGUCCAUCUCUCUCUCUCUCUCUCUCUUAAGUUUCAAUUUCUUACACGUAGGUAGGUGUAAUAUGAAGAACUGUGGCACUUGCCACACAAUACGUGUUUUGUUUACUAGAAACAACCUAAUGGAGUUGCAUCUUCUUGUGGUUAAUGUGUGAUUUUCUGUGUAUUGAUGCUAUAUAGUGUCCCGUUCUUUAUGGUAUUUGGGAUUGAGAAAUCUGCUUCCCAGCCAUUAACUAAGGAUUUGUUGGAGUUUGGGAAUGAGAAAACUCAUAAGCAUGCUUGAUGGAUUUUAAAAAAUGAAAUUCAUGUGGAAUA
Abrus precatorius (Indian licorice) is the source of this 1334-nucleotide messenger RNA. Its product is annotated as E3 ubiquitin-protein ligase BIG BROTHER-like. Gene Ontology annotation, molecular function: ubiquitin-protein transferase activity; ubiquitin conjugating enzyme binding. The transcript has 9 exons. Gene Ontology annotation, biological process: protein ubiquitination; negative regulation of organ growth. The record is from RefSeq and is a predicted model, not a curated record. NCBI's taxonomy places the organism in Eukaryota, Viridiplantae, Streptophyta, Magnoliopsida, Fabales, Fabaceae. Bases 203 to 973 code for a protein of 256 amino acids.